AUGACCAUCUACCGACCCAUCCCCAAAACAUGGCAACGCGGCACUCGCCUGCUCAACCGUCCUACUGUCUUCAUUGCGGGAGGUCACCUUACGAGGUCAUUCUCAUCCACACGGCGUCUCUCAGCAGCGGGGACAAUCACAACACAUCACGGCCAGAACUGCAGUCCUCCGCGUGCUGGUGUUCCUUACUCUCCGGCAGCUAAAGCAAACGGCCUCGUCUGGGUUUCAGGCCAGGUUGCCGCCGAUGCUACCGGGAAAUAUCUAGACAAUGACCUCUCAGUAACUGAGAAAUCACAUAGGAUGAUGCAAAAUGUAAAGGCCGUUCUUGAAGGGGCAGGGUCGUCGUUGGAUAAAGUCGUCAAGGCUAAUAUUAUCUUCACCAAGAUUGAUGAUGACUAUGAAGAGUUCAAUGAGGUGUACAAGCAAUAUAUCACGCAUAACCCUGCAAGAACUAGUGUUGAGGUUUCGGGACUUCCGAAGCCGGCGGAUAUUGAGAUUGAGGUGGUUGCUUUAGCUUAG
Messenger RNA from Aspergillus caelatus, 519 nucleotides. Its product is annotated as Endoribonuclease L-PSP/chorismate mutase-like protein. Gene Ontology annotation, molecular function: deaminase activity. NCBI's taxonomy places the organism in Eukaryota, Fungi, Ascomycota, Eurotiomycetes, Eurotiales, Aspergillaceae. The record is from RefSeq and is a predicted model, not a curated record. The transcript has 4 exons. Gene Ontology annotation, cellular component: cytosol. The coding region runs from base 1 to 519 and encodes 172 amino acids.